Messenger RNA from Symbiodinium pilosum, 269 nucleotides. The record is from the annotation of a GenBank genome assembly. Lineage: Eukaryota; Dinophyceae; Suessiales; Symbiodiniaceae.
GAGCCAAACUUCGGCAAAGAGUCCAGCUACUUUGACCGAGAGAUUGCGCAGCUUUCCGAAGUGAAGGCGGGUGCGGCAAUGGUGAAGGAUGGCGAGCCCUUCAAGUUCCGGUCUGGUGCCGUCUACAAGGGCCAGUGGAAGAACGGCAUGCGAGAAGGCAUUGGAAAACAAACCUGGCCAGAUGGUGCCAGCUUCGUUGGUCAGUGGGUUGCCAACAAGGCCCAAGGAAACGGUCAGUUCCUGCACAGCGACGGAGACAUUUACAUUGG